This is a messenger RNA of Dioscorea cayenensis subsp. rotundata (Guinea yam), 1289 nucleotides long. Its product is annotated as dolichyl-phosphate beta-glucosyltransferase. The record is from RefSeq and is a predicted model, not a curated record. Bases 25 to 1062 code for a protein of 345 amino acids. The transcript has 11 exons. Lineage: Eukaryota; Viridiplantae; Streptophyta; Magnoliopsida; Dioscoreales; Dioscoreaceae. Gene Ontology annotation, cellular component: endoplasmic reticulum membrane.
GCAAGGGCACAAGGACGGGCAACGAUGGGAGGCUGGACGGAGAUCCUCCCCGUCUCCCUCCUCCUUCUCCUCUCCUCUCUGUUACUCAUUGUCGCACUUAGCGUUGCGGUUUUCCUCUUCGAAUUCCUCCGAAAGAUCGGAUGCAAACACUCUCUUGAAAGGAGUGCUACUUCUGAUGCCUUUUUCGAAGAUCCGAAUUCAUUGAAAAAGGUUCCAUGCCCGUCCAUCUUUGAUCCUGCUGAAAAAUACAUAUCUUUGAUAAUCCCUGCAUUCAAUGAAGAGCAUCGCCUUCCUGGGGCUCUUAUUGAGACUUUAAAUUAUCUCCAACAACGUUCAGCUUCAAAUAAGUCCUUUACUUAUGAGGUUAUUGUAGUUGAUGAUGGGAGUUCUGAUAAGACAUUGAAAGUUGGAUUUGAGUUUGUCCGGAAGUACAAUAUAGAUAAUUUCCGAGUCAUUUGUCUCGGGCAAAAUCAGGGAAAAGGGGAAGCUAUCAGAAAGGGAAUGCUCCAUUCACGCGGUGAACUGCUUCUAAUGCUUGAUGCCGAUGGAGCCACCAAGAUUACAGAUUUGGAAAAGCUUGAAUCACAGAUAUUUGAAUCGGUUGAAAAGUUGAAGAGAUGUAAUGUGUCAUCAGCAACAACUACAAGGUUGAUUGGAAAUUUAUCUGAUUAUGAAGUUGCUGCAUUUGGUUCUCGAGCUCAUCUUGAAAAGCAAGCACUUGCUACACGCAAGUGGUAUCGGAAUUUUCUUAUGAAAGGCUUCCAUCUUGUGGUUCUAUUAACUGCCGGUCCAGGGAUUCGUGACACACAGUGUGGCUUCAAGAUGUUUACAAGGGCAGCUGCUAGAAAACUAUUCACAAAUGUUCGAUUAAAGAGGUGGUGCUUUGAUGUCGAGAUUGUUUACUUAUGCAAGCGGCUAGGCAUCCCGAUGAUUGAGGUGUCUGUCACCUGGUCUGAAAUCCCCGGGUCUAAAGUGCGGCUGACUAGCAUAAUUCACAUGCUUUUCGAGCUUUUGCUGAUUCGAUUAGGUUAUGGGCUUGGUAUAUGGAAAAUUUACUCCUGAAAUUAUGCUUGCUGACCCAUUGAUGGUAGACGCCAAACAAACCACAGGUUUUCUGUCAUUAGCAGUGCCUUUUUAAGUUGUUAGAAGGACCGAAUUUGUAUUUGUUGUUUUCCAAGGAUUAAUUCUUUGUAACCUGAUAAAUUCUCAGGUGGCAAAGUAUGUAGAUAGACAAGCAUGUAGCUUAUUUUCAGUGAUUAGCGAAUGAAGAGCAACAUUUUUCUGUUUCA